Messenger RNA from Nomia melanderi (Alkali bee), 2072 nucleotides. Its product is annotated as myotubularin-related protein 10-B. Gene Ontology annotation, cellular component: cytoplasm; membrane. NCBI's taxonomy places the organism in Eukaryota, Metazoa, Arthropoda, Insecta, Hymenoptera, Halictidae. Gene Ontology annotation, biological process: phosphatidylinositol dephosphorylation. The record is from RefSeq and is a predicted model, not a curated record.
GAAACUAAACGGAAUCGCGGUGGUCGAAGGAUAUCGUUUUCUAUGGUUUUAUUUCUACACGGUCGACGCCGAUCACUUACGCGUUCGCGAUGGAAAGCAAAAGCUGCAACAAUUUUAUAAGUUACGUGGGCCUCGAGGAACACGAAAUGCAGCCACUGAGUUCUAGUCGACGUAAUUCGCUAUCGGAAAACAGUAUUAAGUUACUUCCCGGCGAGAUUCUGAUCACCAGAGCGCAGAGUGUUCUAAUGUUUUCGCCUGUCAGUGAUCUGAAGCAAGGAACUUCUGGCAAUCUAUCAGUUACGAACUUUAAGCUCACUUUUAUUACAACGGAUGACACCAAUGGAGAUGACAUGGUUCGUCAACAAAAUCAUCUUUAUGGAUACAUGGAUACUUGUUUAACGAAUAUCGAAGAUAUUUAUAUCACUGUAAAUGAUAAAAAAAGACGACUGGUACCCGGCAAUACUGUACCAUCUAAAGUAAAAGGGAUAUUUAUCAUCUGCAAAAAUUUACGAACGUGGUCCUUUUCUUUUAAAUUUUCACCUAUUGGAGAUGGGAAAAAUCUCUUGACAGCAUUGUUACACCAUGCUUCUCCUAGCAGACACGAUUUAUUAUUUGGUUACGAUUACAGAGAAGCUUAUUACAGUAGUCUCGAUAAAGCUGUUCGCUUAUUUCGAGACAUAUCGGAUUGGCAUAACGAAUUAGAAAGAACCAUAAGUAAUGAAAAACUUAGAAAAUUUUGGAGACUGUCUACCGUUAAUGUAGAUUUCAAGCUUUGUCGUAGUUUGUCACGAUACAUAAUUGUACCAGCAUCCAUUACUGAUAAUCAACUGAUGGAUGCAGCUAAACACUUUCAAGGCAACCGUCCACCGAUUUGGUCUUGGUCCAGUAUACACGGUGCAGCAUUAGUAAAAAUGUCUGAGCUCUCACCGUUGAUUACCAAUAGGAUGCAAGAAAAUAUUUUGUUUGAGAAUGUUCGCAAGAGUCAUCCUCAAAAAAUGGCACCAACUGUUUUAGAAUUGAACAAGGAAAUUAGCACAAAGUUGAUAGCUAUAGCUUUCUCUAAAUUUGCUAAUCUUUGUUCCCCAGAAAACAUCAGGCAGUUUUGGCUGCAGGAUAAUAAUUUUUAUACAUUAGUAGAGAAUACAAAGUGGUUAAAGUAUAUAUCUUAUUGUAUGCAAAAAGCUGUUGAAGCCUGUGAGCAGCUCCAUUUAGGAUUUUCUGUUAUUUUACAAGAAGGUGCUGGCACAGAUAUUUGUUGCAUUAUAUCGAGCUUAGUUCAAUUGCUACUGGACCCUUAUUUUCGUACCAUAAACGGGUUUCAGUCACUCUUGCAGAAGGAGUGGGUUGCCGGUGGGCAUCCAUUUUGUGAUAGAUUAGGUCAUAUUGCCAAGAGGAAGUCUGAGAAGUCUCCAGUAUUCCUUUUAUACCUUGACUGUGUUUGGCAACUGAGUCAACAAUUUCCCGCGGAAUUCGAGUUCACGGAAACGUACCUGACAACAUUAUGGGACGCUGCUCAUAUUUCAAUCUUUGAUACGUUUAUUUUUAAUUGUGAGAAAGAUCGGAUGAUGGCAGCUACGGACCCAAAUAAACCUCUGGUUCUUCGGAGUGUCUGGGAUUGGAGGGAACAGUUUAGCGAACAAGACAUAUUGUUAUUUUACAACCCUCUAUAUACCUCUCGUGACUCAAAUAUAACUGAAAAAAGCAUAAUAAAGCCCCAGUACAAUGUAGUAAGCAUUGAGUUGUGGGCUCAGUGUUACUUUCGAUGGAUACCACCUUUAGAGAUCCGCAAUGGCGGGCAAAAUCACAUAGAGCUUUACGCAAGAUUACUAAGGAAUAAUGUGAAUCAGUUGAAGAUGAGCAUAAACGGAAAUUGCGAUUCACCUAUCGCAAAGACGAACAGCUAUUCCGUUCAAAUGAAUAUCGACAGCUUUUAUCCGUUUUCAAAUAAAAAAACUGGAAAUACAGUGAGCACUCCCAUAAUAAAUAGCUCGAUGUUAGCUACGGAGAGCUUACUGGACGCGCAGUCUUUAAUAACUGCAUGCGACUGAUGUACAUAUCGCGACAAUAUUUGU